UAAAUCAGUGGUUACAGGAAACAUCGGUAACAUUGAAUAUGGCUUUCGGAAUGAUGUUUAGGAAAUGGAAAGUUCAAUUCUUAUGUUUUUGAUUUAUUUUAGUGCAAUGUCACAUUUGUUUAUCGUCACAGAAUGGGAGGAUGUAUUGGAAUAAAUAGAAGCAGGAGUGGUGGGAUAGACGGAAGUUCAGAAAAUGUAUCACGUCCUAAUUCAGGAAGUACCAGAAAAAACCAUCCACUGUGCCAUGAAACCAUCCGUUGGAAGUCUGAUGUGCCAUUGACAGAGGGUCAAUUACGCAGUAAAAGAGAUGAGUUCUGGGACACUGCCCCUGCAUUUGAGGGCCGCAAAGAGAUUUGGGAUGCCCUGCGAGCUGCAGCGGUAGCAGCCGAGUCAUUGGACUUCAUGCUGGCACAGGCAAUACUUGAUGGGGCCAACAUAUCAGUUCCUAAUGGUUUCUUGACAGAGUGCUAUGAUGAAUUGGGAACUCGUUACCAGGUGCCAGUAUACUGCCUCUCCUACCCUAUAAAUAUUGUUAAGGAAGAUAAUGGCCGUGAAUCACCUAUUGAGAACACAGAGCCGUCGGAGAGUGGACAGGAAAUCGUGCUGAAGCUGAGGCUCUCGUCCAACUGCCAGGAUGUCAAGCUGCCUCUCUAUACCAGUGAUACCAUCGGCAUGGCCAAGAAGAAGUUGGAGAGUCAGGAAGGUCUGGAGCCAUCUCGUCAGCGGUGGUUCUUUGGUGGUAAACUGCUUGGGGACAAGUUACACGUUGAGGAGGCGAAGGUGUCUCCUGGUUACGUGAUACAGGUGAUCGUCAAUCCCGAGCCAGUCUCGCGCGUCGACAGUUGAGCUCACAUCCGUACGUUGCGUCCUAACGGUAACAGUUUCAGCGUUUUACACAAUAAACAAUUUUGGUUUUAAAUUUGUGAUAUUUUUUUAUCAAACAAACUAUUAUUGAGGUACACAUACUUAUAUUAAUCAUAAUUCGUAGCGUUAGUAUGGUUUAAUCGAGCAUCAAGUUUAUUGAUAUAAGAGAUUGGGGGUUUUAUGAAUUCGCUGUUUGACCAGCUUAACACAUUAUGCACAUAAUAUUUAUUAUAAGUUGAUACAUUUACCAUUGUAAUUCUUGGUAUUCAUUGGCUUAACACAGUCUUAAUUAGGUUUUUAUGAAUUGUAUUUAACACAUAUACUUAUCUUAUUUUAGGGUCUGUAUUAGUAUACUAUUUGGCUAUACUACCGAUACCACACAAAACUCGCUCACUGCAUUUUAAUUAGUUAAAUUUUUAAAGCAGUAAAAUUUUGUUGUUAAAAAUAAAAUUUAAUAAUUUGUAUGGUCUGUACACAAUAGACUAUUUUCUUGUACAACUAAAAGAAAAUUCACAAACAAAACUACAAAGUAAUUACAAUUGUGUUUGUUUGUUAGUGUUCUAUGUUAGUAACAUGUUACAUUGUUGAAGUUAUAAUAUAUCAGUUAGUAAUAUUAAAACAGAUAUUUUCUAGUCUAAUGCGGAUUUUUAAUUGCUUUAAAAAAAUAACUAUACACUAGAUAAUAUAUUCAUAAUAGAUUUACGAGAGCCCAUGUUUAAUAGCUUUAAAGCUCCCCAGUGAAACCACUAACACUAGUGAACAUUCUUUCGAGUUUUGCAAUUUUAGCUACAUAAAAUAAUGAUAAAAAUAAAUAAUUGUUUGGAUGUCAUUCAUUUUAUAUAGCUAAUAUGUGCACGAAAGUAUUUUGUAAUAUGUUUAUAAUAUGUAAAUUCUGUUGUUAGGUAAUUAAUAUUAAUCAUGGUAUGCUUAAUAAGUGAAUAUUCAUAUCACUGGAUUAUAAUGAGCACAAUUUGUAAUAGAAUACAAUUAGUUUAAAGUACAUGUCACUGUUUAGUUUUUGUUUUAAGAUUACAUUAUUUAAUGUCAGAUUCAAUGAUGACUUGAAAUUAUAGUAAACCUAUAUAACCAGUACACAUGAAAUUAAAUAUAAUUGAAAGGUCAAUAUAGGUUAAUGUAGAAGUGUUCAGUUUUCUUAUAAAAUGGUAAAAUGUAUUUUAUAAAACUAAACUAAUUAUAAAAUUAGGGGUGUAUAGUUUUAUUUUAUAAUAAAAUACAAGAUAAAGAAAUUCAGUGUUUUAAUUUGGUAAUACACAUUUAGUCAAUGAAAUUUGUAGUUCAAAUUAGAGGGCUAUCAAUGUUAUACACAAAAAAUUGAUUAAGCUUUAUACUGUAGUACAGCAACAACUUUACCUCAUUCAACCGCAAAAGUCAUCACAAGAGAUAUAUUUUUAAAAUUCUAAUAAUUAUUUGUGACUUGAAUUUAUAGUCAUGUGUAUUGUUAUCUAUAAAAACUUUAUUCAGUUUUAAUGUAACAGUACUUUGUCGCCCAACAGUAUUUGAAAUUGUUUGUUUCUGGCUUUAAAAAAAGUCUUGACCCAACAAAAAUAUACUGAUUUUCCUUCUCCUAUGGCAUAUUAUGUUUGUUUGCUGACAAAGGUGUUACUUUUUCAUGUAAUCAAUUCCAAGUUGUUGGCCUUGAAUCCAAGUCUCAUAAUAACUGACUCAAGGAUGAAAUCAUCGGAUAUAACUAAUUUAGAACAUAAUGUAAAAGGAUUUAAAUGUUGAAUGCUAAUGUUCUGCUUAGUGAACAUGUAUACUUUUUCUAAUUUUAGUAUUUUAUUUGUUAAUGUCAAGCGUUUUGUUCAAAUACAAUUUCAGUGGGUUACUUAAGAGGUUUUAUAUUUUAUUUACUCUUAUAAACACCUGUAAUUAAUUUAAAAUAACUGACAAUGAGCAUUAUGUAUAUUUUAACCAGCCAUAAUGUAGUUUCUACAACUGUGGAACAGGUUAUUAGCUCUCACAUUGAUAAGUGCUGUGUUGCAGUUUUAAGUGGUUUAUGGCACAACACUACAUGUUAGGAUAUCUUCAAGUGAAACAAACGCACAAGUUAUUGUUCUUUUUACAUAGUACAAAGAGAUUUCAAACCGUGUUUAGGAUGAGUUAUUGCGUUUAAAAUGUGCAUACAACUGUUGUUUAUCAAUUCAAGGUGUAAAGUAAUAAUAUUUAACUAAAUAAAAACUAAACCAUUUUCGUUCAUUUUUAAAGAAAAUCUUUAUGCUGCAUUUGUUAAUUUGUAAGUUUUAACCACUUAAUUUUGAAAGGAUAAUAAAAUAGUUAUGGACAUUUGCCAUUUUUAUACAUGACAAAUACUUAAAGCCGCAACUAAAUACAAAAUGUUCAUAACAAUAAUGUUAUCCAUUCAAAUCUCACGUUGUCAAUGAGGAAUUUCAAAUAAACAAAAAUAAGUUUUAUUGUAAAUGCACAUAUUUAAACUUUACUAAAAAAAAUGUGAUUAAAAGACAUCUAUAUUUAUUUGCAGACAGUAACUAAACAGAUUGGAGCAAUCGAGUUUUGAUUAUUUGCAUAAUUAAGCUUCUUAUUUGAAGCAACUACAAUAAUUUUAUCCAGUUGUAAAUGUUUGUUUAUAUCCCGAAUGCUGUUUUUUUUAUUAUUAUUUGUGCUGUAAAUAUAAUAUUUAGAUUAUUUUCACGUUAUUCCGCAAAUGUUAAGUUUUAUAUGUACCAUCUUCCUUUGGUUAUUUUAUUAAUAUAAAGUGUUAUUAUGUAAAGGCACAGUGUAAAUAUUAAUUUAAAUUAUCAUAGUUGUUCCACCUAAUAAAUCAAUAAUAACUUGUUGGUUUCCCUUUAACAGUAAGUAAUGAGAAUCAAUUAGUCCUUGAUAUAGUCAGUUAAGUUUAAAAUUAAAAUCCGAAAUUAAAAGUAUUCAUGUUUUAUUAGAUUAUAUAAUUCAAAUCAAAAUGUAAAAAUAAAAUUUUAUUAACAUACCAUUCAUUAACACAAUAACAAUUAACAAAUUGUUAAAGUUAUUAAAUAAGCUACUGUUUCAUCUCAAUCUCCAAUAAAGAGUUAAUCAAUUGGUAUUAAAGUAACGUACAAAAUUAAAUCAGUGGGAAAAAAUUAUUUUAACUGCUUACAGUAUUUUAUGUUUUUAUAUUACAAAACUUUAAAUGAUCAAAAUUCUUAAAAUAAAUAAAAUUUUCCUUAUAAUUGCUUUCUUGUAAACAAACUAUAAAACCAAUAAAGUUCUUGUCUCAUAGUUAUUAUUUAAUAAUUGUGAUAAUUCAACUUUCCUAAACGUAUCUUUUCUGUAGAAGUCUUUAUGCUGCUUCUAUUAAUUUAUUGUUUUGUAGUUUUUUACUUCAGUUUGAACAGUGGCACUUAACAAUUUGUUUAUUAUAAAAAUAAUUGAUACUAGUAAAUUGAGACAAGUCUGCUUUGUGAUCGGGUUAUAGUGAGCAACAAAAUAAAUUAACAAACAAUGUGCUCAUUACAAAUUUGUAGACUAUGUUUAGUUUUAACAGUAUACUUGACUCUUUAUUUGAGUUUGAAACCGAUUAAGUUUGAAGUUCUGUAACCACAUUGACCUGGAUCAUUGAAGAUUUAAAUUGAUCAACUCAAUGUUUCCUAGCAAAUUAACUAAUUUUAUAGCUCAUUCUUAGUUCAUAUUUCACCAUGUCAUGUAAUGAGAUAUCUGUGUAAUUCUACAUUGUGUAAAUAUAAAAUGAUGUAUGAUACUAUGAAUAUUUCAUGUAAAUAUUAUCCUAAACGUCACACAAAGACAAUGGUUCCCGCCACUGUGUCUUAUUUGACUAGGAGUGGUUGUGUAGCCGACAUGAUGGAAACAACGAAGUUACAGAGGUUGUGACGGGCCAAGACUGAAACAUGGUGGAAUGCUGUACAUAUUAUAAUAUAAUAUAUUGAACUCAACAUGAUUUUUUACUCUUGUAACCAAAUGUUUGAGUUAGGGAUCACCGGUAUUUGUAUGUUAAUUGUUUAUGUUAUUAUGAUUUAUAUAUCUGAGGGUGGCUAGGACACUGUACUCAUACUAGCCAUUCCAUUAAAAUGUUUUAUAGAUGAGAAAAUAAAUGAACAUAAUGUUUUA
Messenger RNA from Homalodisca vitripennis (glassy-winged sharpshooter), 4947 nucleotides. Its product is annotated as ubiquitin domain-containing protein 1. The coding region runs from base 133 to 846 and encodes 237 amino acids. The transcript is spliced from 5 exons. Gene Ontology annotation, molecular function: protein binding. The record is from RefSeq and is a predicted model, not a curated record. Lineage: Eukaryota; Metazoa; Arthropoda; Insecta; Hemiptera; Cicadellidae.